GGUACGGCAGUUCUGGCUCUGGUUCAGGAUCCUCUUUGGCACCUUGUGCACAGUGUGGAAGAGGACAUUCAGGACCUUGUUUGAUGGGUUCAGGAGUAUGUUUCAGGUGUGGCCAACCAGGUCACUUUGCUAGGGAAUGCCCCGUGUUCAGCGAGCCACAGAUGGGGUCACAGGGUUCUGUUGCAAAUGUUCCUCGCCAGUUGUAUCCGGGUACUUCCAACAUGGCAGGCAGUCAGUUCAGUGGCCAACAGGGCCGAGGACAAGGGGGACGUGGAUUUGGAGGCAGAUCAGGAGGUAGAAGCCAGUAUCAGGGUUCUGCCACUCAGGGUAGGGGUCAAGCUCGGGUUUUCACCCUGACCCACCAGGAUGCUCAGGCUUCCAAUGCAGUUGUGGCAGGUGAGCCGGGACAGCCUUCUUCCUCCGCUCAGCCGCCACAGUGAUUGUCGUCAAGUCUG
This is a messenger RNA of Hevea brasiliensis (rubber tree), 455 nucleotides long. RefSeq lists its product as uncharacterized. Gene Ontology annotation, molecular function: nucleic acid binding; zinc ion binding. NCBI's taxonomy places the organism in Eukaryota, Viridiplantae, Streptophyta, Magnoliopsida, Malpighiales, Euphorbiaceae. The transcript has 2 exons. The record is from RefSeq and is a predicted model, not a curated record. Bases 84 to 440 code for a protein of 118 amino acids.